AUGAUCAAUUUAAAUUUAUCAAUUUCACAACAAAAUGAUAAUACUGUUGUGAGUUGUGAUCGUGUCGAAGUUAGAAAUGAUGUUGAUGAAGAUAAUGAAGAUUCAGAUUAUGAGAGUGACACUGAUGGAGAUGAUGAAGUAGAUAUUUCAUUAGACAGUUCUUCCUCUACUGAUGCUAAAUGCGAGUUUCAUUCAAACUUAAAUACACAAGUAAACGAAAGUACAAGAGGAAUGGUGAAUGAAGAGCCGUCAAUACAUAUUUCAUUGAUACAAGAGAGAAUCUGCACUCAGUUUGGAUACAAAAUUUCAUAUAAAAAAGCUUGGAUGGCGAAGCAAAAAGCUAUUGUCAAAGUAUUUGGUGACUGGGAUGAAUCAUACGCUACCUUGCCACAUUGGUUAGAAUACAUGCAAUUACAUACUCCUGGAUCUGUUUAUAAAGUUGAAACGAAGGAGUAUGUGGCUUCUCAUCAAGUGGAUAACAGGUAUAGAGUAUUUGAACGAGUGUUCUGGUCAUUUAAACAAUGUCAUGAAGCUUUUAAAUUAUGCAAACCUUUAUUGCAAGUGGAUGGGACGUUCUUAUAUGAUAGGCAUCAAAGUAUCAAAGGAGCUGUCUCAAAUCCACACAUUGGGUGGCAACCUCCAAAUGCAUAUCAUGUAUACUGCAUUCGUCAUAUUGCCAGCAACUUUAAUCACCGAUUUAAAAAUAUCGCCUUGAAGAAAGACCUCAUAAAAUUAGGUUAUACACCAUCCAAGGUAAUAUUUGAGCAAAAGUUAAGUAGAUUUCGUAAUGAAUCUGAAGAUAUACAAAGGUGGAUUGAUUGCAUAUCAAAAGAGAAAUGGGCAUUAUGUUAUGAUGACGAUGGGCGACGUUAUGGUCACAUGACCACAAAUCUUUCAGAAGCUGUGAAUAAGGUGUUUAAAGGUGCUAGAAAUAUACCCAUAACUGCACUGGUUAAAGUCACAUACGGAUGUUUAGUUGAAUAUUUUGUAAAGCGUGGAGAAGAAGCCAUAUUUGACCUUCACAAUGGAAACAUGUUUUGUCGUACAGUAAUGUUGCAAAUACAAAAAAAUCAACAAGAGGCUUCAUCACACCAGGUUCGUAGGUAUGAUGUACACAGGAAAACUUUUGAGGUUGAAGAAGCAUUUAAUCCAAUCACGCAAAGCAGUGGACACAAAUGGACAGUUAUAUUAGAUAGAAGAUAUUGCGAAUGUGGAAGAUUUCAGUCCUAUCGAUAUCCUUGUUCGCAUGUCAUAGCAGCCUGUAUAGCUUGGCGCCCCCUUGGUAAUGAAUGCAACAUCCAUACAAACAGUGAAUGGAAGUUGGUGCCUGACAUUGAAAGAGCUAGAGCUAAGGGACGACGUAAGUCAACUCGUAUUAGGAAUGAAAUGGACUGGGUUGAAUCACAAACUAGACAAAGGUGUUCACGUUGUAACGAAGUUGGUCAUAAUCGACGUCAUUGUCGUCAACAAAACUGA
Abrus precatorius (Indian licorice) is the source of this 1476-nucleotide messenger RNA. RefSeq lists its product as uncharacterized. The transcript is spliced from 6 exons. Lineage: Eukaryota; Viridiplantae; Streptophyta; Magnoliopsida; Fabales; Fabaceae. The record is from RefSeq and is a predicted model, not a curated record. Bases 1 to 1476 code for a protein of 491 amino acids. Gene Ontology annotation, molecular function: zinc ion binding; nucleic acid binding.